Chaetomium fimeti is the source of this 1519-nucleotide messenger RNA. RefSeq names its product DUF2407 C-terminal domain-containing protein. The record is from RefSeq and is a predicted model, not a curated record. Bases 184 to 1494 code for a protein of 436 amino acids. The transcript has a single exon. Gene Ontology annotation, cellular component: Dsc E3 ubiquitin ligase complex; endoplasmic reticulum. Lineage: Eukaryota; Fungi; Ascomycota; Sordariomycetes; Sordariales; Chaetomiaceae.
CAACCUCGCCCAUCGAGAUUUGGCCGCAUCCGAAUUGCGACAAACAAGCACCUCGAGCCUGGAUCUAGGGCUACAGGGUGUCAACUCAACAAAUGGUUCCUCCUACGAUCAAGAGGUGACCUUUUGGUCUUUCACUCUGCCUUGUCACCGGAACAGCUCAAAAUUCGAAAUCCAACCGUCACCAUGAGUAGUGCCAGAGGCAAAGGCAAAGGUGCCGGGAGGGCGAGCUCGUCCUCCUCCUCUUCCCCGACCAGACCUCCUCGAGAGCCACGGCUAGACACACGACCGGACUCACGGCCUCUCCUCCCGCGCAGCCCGUCCGCCCUGCUCUUCCCGCCCGCGCCGCCGCCCCUCCAUAUCACCAUCCGCUUUAGCAUCGCCCUCCCCGACAUCCACCUCGACAUACCCUCGCCACAGCAGACCACGGUCGUUGCACUCAAACACCUAAUACGUGGCCGCCUCGCAGCCGCUGCCAAAGCCGAAGCCAAAUCCAAAGCUGAAGCUAGCGCCGGAAGCGAAACCACCGGAGAAACCGACGACUCCUCCCGCGCCAACAGCCCUUCACAACCCACCCCAGCAGCGCAAGCCUCCCUCGCCCGCCUCCGCUUCAUCCACAACGGCCGCAUCCUCCCCGACACCUCCGCCCUCGGCUCCGUCCUCAAAGCGCCCCCACCGCCACCCAUCUCCCACCACCCCGACCCCAAAGGCAAAGCCCCGGCAGGCCUACACCACCAACAACAACGCGUCUUCAUAAACUGCAGCAUCGGCGACGCCCUCCCCGAAGCCGACCUCACCGCCGAAGCCACCGCGGCCACCCUCCCACCUCUUCUCCCGCCCCUCUCCCCCUCCCUCUCCCCACGCCCGGGAACCCCCCACCUGACCAUCACCCCUCCCAACCGCCACCCAAACGAAACCGGACCCGGAACCGGAAAUGAAAACCAACCCCAACCCCACCCCCAAAACCAGAACACAACAACAACAACCCCCGCCCCAGCCGGCUUCGACCGCCUCCUCCAAGCAGGCCUGACCGCCCCCGAGAUCUCCACCCUCCGCUCCCACUUCCGCGCCAUCCACACGGCGCGCUUCGCCCCCGACGCCAUGCCCUCGCCCGACACCCUGCGCUCCAUGGAGGAUGCGUGGCUCGAUGGCGGGUCACACCUGCCGACGACGCCCGCUACGGCGGGGGGUGGUGGUGGUAAUGUUGCAGGGGGUGGAAGGGGUGGGUAUUUUGCGGGGGAUGGAGGGGGUGCUGGGGAUGCGGAAGGUGGGGAGGGUGCUGGUGGUGGGGGGGUGGAUGAUGCGUUUGGGUUGAGUGCGGUUGCGGGGCCGUUGAUUCAUGGGAUGCUGAUUGGGUUUGUGUUUCCGCUUGGGGUGGUGGCGUGGUUGGGCAAGGAGGAGGGGGUGUGGUCGCGGCGGAUGCAGGUGUUUGUGGUGUUUGGGGUGUUGUUGAGUGUGUCGGUUGGGCUGGUGAGGGAGUUGACGGGGGAGGGAUAAUGGGGGGAUUGCAUGGCGGUUCGGA